Drosophila ficusphila is the source of this 3935-nucleotide messenger RNA. It is a transcript of the gene spir, whose product is annotated as protein spire. The record is from RefSeq and is a predicted model, not a curated record. Gene Ontology annotation, biological process: actin filament polymerization; intracellular transport; Golgi vesicle transport. Gene Ontology annotation, cellular component: cytoplasmic vesicle membrane; cell cortex. Lineage: Eukaryota; Metazoa; Arthropoda; Insecta; Diptera; Drosophilidae. Gene Ontology annotation, molecular function: actin binding.
GCGGCGAGCGGACGUGUUUUUAAAUUACGAGCGGAAAAAGCAAAUCGAAAGAAGUGCGAUUACCGCAGAAAAACAGAGAUUUAAAAUUAUAAGGAAUAGAAAAUAAAAAAUAUUACAAGCAAAGUGCGCGAUUUCCACCACUUGCAGUGUUGUGAAAUUACCAACCAAAGCUAACGGCAAAUGCGAAAGCCGAUUCAAAAAGUGCACACACAAAAAACGUGACGCCAGAUUUUCAAUAUUCUCAAGCCGAAAAUCAUGUGUUUUUUUGUUAUACCCUUGUGUUUUGUGUUAAAUGUAGUUGUUGACAAACCGAUAUAUUAAAUUGUGUGCGGCGAAAAUCCCUUGCUUAGUGUUUGUUAUUAUUAAAUUCCCUUUAUCGUUUACCAAACACAACAAAACCAACAAACCUGAAGAAAAAAAAUUUAAGGAAAACGCCAACAAACCCAGAAAACAAACCAAAAACAAACCGCGAAAUUUGCAGGUUAGCCCAAAAGAGGCGAAAAAAUCAAUUAUAUGUUGGCCAGUGCCGGAUUUGCAGUGGAAUCGGGUUGAGUGCCAUCGAUAGCCACACAAACACACAAUAAUGACGGAGCACCAGGCGGAGGAGCAGGCGGCCACGCCGCCCUCCAAGGUCAAGGCCACGGCCACGCCCACCCCCAACUCGAAGUUCAAGGACGCGAAGGAGGAGGGCUUCCUCUCCACCUCGCCGGAUAGCGCCAACGGCGAUGCCCAGCAGAAGCUGCCAGCGGACCAGCUGGCCAUCUCCUCGAACGGCCUCCAUCCGGAAAAGUCGGGCGGAGCCCGCCCCCUCAUCCUGCAAGCCUUCCAUCGCUGCUCCUCGCCGGAACAGUGCGUCACGCUGCACAACAUCCUGGACUCCUUCAAGGCCCCCCUGUCCGAGGAUCAGGCCUGGGCCCUCAUCCACCAGUUCGCCAGCCUCUACCACCAGGUGGCCGUGCAGGCCCACUCCUGUCCAGCGGACUACGAGGCUUCCCUGCCCACCGGAUUCGAGUUGCACUUCCACCGCGACGGCAGUGUGCACUUUUCCGGCCAGGAGCAACUCCCCGCCAGCGAGGAGCGGGUGCCCCAGGAGCGGAAUCCCCCGGAACAGGACGAUGGCGGGGAUCAGCCGGAUCGCAGCUCCAGCAGCAGCGCCAUCGCCAUCAACCGAGCCUUCGACAACAACAACCAUCAUCAUCAUCACCAUCACACGCCGCUCGUUGUUUCGCAUAGAAAGAUUAUCAGCGAACUGGCGGAAAUCGUCUACACCGCACUGGAUUACAAUUUGCCGGAGGACGAGGAGUGCCAAAUGUCACAGGAGCUGGAGAAUCUGUUCAAUUUUAUGACGGCAGAUGAGACAGACGAUGAUUGCAUUGACGAGGGCAUCGACGAGGGCGACAAGCGCUGGGACGACGAUUCCGAGGAGGAGCGAAACGAUACCAAAGAACUGGAGCACAUUAUCCAGACCUGCAGAAAUCAUAUAAAAACCACCCUGCCUGAGAACCAUUAUAAAGCUGUUUGCAGAGCCCUCGUGACGGAGACCAUAGAACUCCGUGUGUUUCUGCAGCAGGUCCUGAACAAUGCAGGUGCCGAGAAGCUGAUCAAAGCCUCGGAAUCUUCGGCCACAACGCAACAAGAACUGGCGAAGCUGGGCUUCAACGACUGGGCACGCUUCUGGGUGCAGGUGAUCGACGAACUGCGGAAGGGAGUCCGCCUGAAGAAGAGCAACCACGAGCGCACUCCCAUCGAAUACGAGCUGACGCCCUACGAAAUACUCAUGGGCGAUAUUAGAGCCAAAAAGUAUCAAUUGCGCAAGGUGAUGGUGAAUGGAGAUAUUCCGCCGCGCGUCAAGAAAGAUGCCCACGCGAUGAUCUUGGAGUUCAUCAGGUCACGGCCGCCGCUAAAGAAGGCCAGCGAUCGCCAGUUGGGACCGCCGCGGAUGUGCGAACCUUCGCCGCGGGAACAGCUGAUGGAGUCCAUCCGGAAGGGCAAGGAACUCAAGCAGAUCACUCCACCCGAAGCACCGACCCUGAGACAAAGGAUGCUUCCAAGUGCAAACUCCACGCUGUCACGAUCCAGACAGCGGCUCAUCAAAGUGGAUUUCUCCAAGUUUCAGGAGGACGAUCUCUUCUAUGAUGAGUCGAUCAGUAGCACCCACUCCGCAGCGGCCACCAACCAGCACCACCAUCCUCAUCCGAAUCUGGCCGAGAUGCACCGCUGCUCGCAGCCCAAAAUGCCGCCAUAUCCAUUCGGUGGCUACAUGGUGCCCAGCCAGGCACGACAAGAUUGCCGGGAGACGGCGUCGCUGAUGCGGCCCCGACGCACAAUGGAGCCAGCUAAACAGACGGCGCCUCCAGAAGAGCCAUCCUUCACGGAGGACGAGUACCACAGGUUCUACGACACGGCCCUGGAAUCCUACGACCUGGCCACUCAGUGCGAGUCGAGGAGGGCUUCCCUGCGCCGCCACACCAUCGUGGGAUGCCAGAGCAACCUGGACGAGACGCACUCCAUGCCGCCCACGCGGCCUGAAUCGCGUCAAUCGGACGACGUCAAUAAGGAGACGCCCAAGAAAAGUCCCGCGGAGCAGUCGCAACCCACAGACGAGGCCAGUUCAACAUCCUCGCUUGGGCCAUGGAACAAGUCCUUCAUGGACAAACAGACGUGGAUGGAACGGGGGGACGAUCGGCUGUCCGUCACGCUGGCGGAGAUCGUUCACAUCCGUUCCGUCAUGACCAAGGCGGAGCUGGAGGGCCUGCCGAUGGACGUGCGCGUCAAGGAGGAUGUUGAAAAGCGUCGCGUCUGCUUCCUGUGCCUGCGCACCCGCUUCUCGUUCUUCGGUCCCUGGGGCAUCCAGUGCAAGCUGUGCCAGCGCACCGUUUGCGCCAAGUGCUACACCAAGAUGCGCAUUCCCUCGGAACACUUCCGCAACGUGCCCCUCGUGCUGAUCUCGCCUUCGCUGCUGUCCAGUCCGGCCAGCUCGAGCACACCAUCGCCCUCCCAUCACGCCCACCAGGCGCACUCUUCUUCGACGGGGAACAUCAUGGAUGACCAGUUCCCCAAGUCCCUGAUCGAGCGACUCCUGCGCUCCGAGUCAGAUCGAAAGACUCGCACCACUGUGGGCAGUGCCCCAUCCUCGCCCAAGCACCAAAGAUCAAACAUGAGCACGCCGGGCAUCAGCGUGGGACCCGGAGCAUCCUGCUCCUCCCGCGCGGCUGCCACUGGACAGGCUGUGGAGGCACUGCACGACCAGGCGGCCAUGUCGGCCUCCUACUCCGCUGCCAUGCGACCCUCGGGCGUUCACCAGCAGAAGCAGCAGUACAACAACGCCAUGUCGAGGAGCAUGGAGGGACCCAGGAGUCUGCCGGUGCACAGCCCAGCAUAUCGACCGCUCUCCAACAACAGCACGCUGGAGAGGAAAUCCCGCUUCUCGAGGGGCUUCAACCUGUUCUCCUCGGGCAGCCAUCUCGCCCAGACGCAGGAGCAGAAGGAGAACCUGCGGGGCGAGCAGGUGACCGUGUGCAACGACUGCCAGGGAUUGGUCAACGAGAUCACCAGCUCCGUGAAGCAGAAGCGCAGCUCUGCCAGAAACCGCACCAUUCAGAAUCUCACCCUGGAUCUGACGCCCGUCUGGAAAUAGGCGGCGAUCGGAAUGAAUCAAAGUGGAGGGCUUUUGAAGACCUUAGGACAGUUGCAAUGGAAUGUUCUUACGACUGACCUUGCUGUUAAUCUCUUGAUGACUUGAUGACUCAUUGACGACAACGGACAUUAUUUGAUUACUGACCGCGUAUUCCAGAACUGUAUGCGUUUUCAUGUUCAGUGCGACUGUUUUAGGGCCUUUGAAACGCUCUUCGAUAAUUAGCUAUUUACAUUUGUAUGGUUUAGAUCGACUGUUGUACACAUUAAAGGAUAGAGCCUCAAGGAGCCUCGUUUGUAAA